Porites lobata is the source of this 1387-nucleotide messenger RNA. The record is from the annotation of a GenBank genome assembly. Lineage: Eukaryota; Metazoa; Cnidaria; Anthozoa; Scleractinia; Poritidae.
AUGGAUAAAAUUAUUUGCAGCCUUGUUACGGUGUUUAACUUUUUGCAGCCAGUUUCUGAAAAAAUGAAAUAUUGGGAUGUCAAGAAAAAGUCUGCGAGAGAAGCUGAUCAGGUUGGUCAAAAUUUCUUUCAUAUUCUUUCAUAAUGGAGCUCAAACAAAGCCAAGGUACCAUUCAUUAUGAAGAAUUCGUUUAAAAAAAAUUUCUCUAUUAUCUAUUUUCUUUUUGAUCAUAUACUAUAGAUGUAAAAGAGCAACUCGUGCAAAGCUAAAGAACAUAUUUAAGGUUAUGUAAUUUUAAUCUGAUCUACUUUCUUCGUUGUAGGAAGGAAAAGUCCGAAACAAGCCAGGGCCAAAACGACAAGUGCCAUUGUUUGCCGAGUUUAUUUUAGCUCUCGUGAGGCUUAUUACAAGAUAUCGCUAUCUUUAUGUUCAAAAUAAGGAAUACAUUACUGCCUUACAACAUACUAGAACUCUUCUCGUCAUCGCUCUCGAACUACAACCUGAGGAACUCGGACUUUCAAGUUCAAAGGGUAAAAUCUGUUAAAUAUGGAAAGCAUUCCGUCAGAUUUUUUGGGCCAUUUUUAUGGUCAAAAUUGAGUAUGAAGGACAGAAACGAGACCUCCUUAAGCAGAUUUAAAGCAAAUAUAAGGAGAAAAGAUCUGAGCAAAUUGGUUAGUGACAACGCAUGCAAAGGGUGCCACUCGUGUGACUCAUAAUCCAUAAACAGAAAAUAUCAUAACUAGUAGAGUUGAUAUAUUAUAAAAUUGUAUACAUAGUUUUCUCUUAUUUAUUACAUAGGUGUAUUUUCGAAGCGUAUUGAAUAUCGUGUAUCUUUUAAGUAGUUUUAGAACAGUUAAAUCUUAUUGGCUUAUAGUAUUAUGUAUAUAUAUUUCUUAUUAAUAAGUAAUUUAAGUUGUGUCCCCGAUUAGUAAGCCUGACGGCAAGCUAGAAGAUUAGACACUUAAAUAAAGUUGUAGAUUGAUUGAUUGAUUAGACUGGGUUUGUUGGUUGGUCAUCUAGCUGACAUUUAUUCAUUUUCUAAAGGAUCUUUAUCUAAAAUCUUCACAAGGACAUUCUUAUUGCUUGGACUACAAUGCAUCAAGUUAGGAGACAUCUCCCAAAGAGUUUUGCACAGUUUCCUCGAACAAGAGUACUUAUGGAUUGUACCGAAAUGAAAAUUCAAAAACCCACUCGCCCAUUUAUACAAAAAGUUACUUGGAGAAAUUAUAAAAGAUCAAAGACCUUUAGGCUUUUAGUUGGAAUUUCUCCCACUGGUGCUUUCACAUUUGUCUCAAAACUCUGGUCUGGAGGUGUUUCAGACAGAAACAUCACUAUAAAAUCAGGUCUCAUAGACACAUUAAGACCUAAUGAUGAUCGCAUGGCAGAC